CAGGCUCGAAUCUUUAACCGAAUAGAACUCUUCUCGCCCUCGAGACUCUCUUCCUUAUCGUUAUGGCUUCCGUCGCUUUGCCGGCGUUCACCUGCCGGAGCUCAGUAGAACCGACGAAGGAGCUUCGCGUCUGCACGAACCGCACCUGCCGAAAACAAGGCUCAUUCCAGAUCCUCGAGACGCUAACAUCCCUCGCGCCUCCCCAGCUCCAAGUCAAUCCCUGCGGCUGCCUCGGCCGGUGCGGCUCGGGUCCGAACCUCGUCGCUCUCCCUCAAGGCCUCUUCCUUCGUCACUGCGCCACGCCUUCUCGAGCUGCCGAAAUCUUGUUCAGCCUAUGCGGCGACGGCAGGGAAGCUUCUUCAUCCUCCGCCGUCGCAGAGGCUCUCUCCGCUUUAGCGCUCACCAACAAUGCUCUCUCUCAGAUCGAAGCUGGGAACUUCGGAGAAGCAGAAUCGCUUCUCACACAGGCUUUAGAGAUGAAACCAUACGGUGGAUUGCAUAGAAUCUUCAAACACAGAGCAGUGGCGAAACUGGGAAUGGUUGAUUACUCUGGGGCUCUUGAAGAUAUAAGCCAAGCUCUAGCAUUAGCUCCUAACUAUUAUGAGUCCUACGUUUGCCAAGGUGAUGUUUACGUUGCACAAGGUCAAUACGAUCUCGCUGAGAAGUCAUACUUGAAGUGUUUAGAGAUAGAUCCUAGUCUUCGCAGAUCAAAAUCAUUCAAGGCCCGGAUUGCAAACCUUCAAAAGAAAGCUGUUGAAGCAGAUGUGAGUUAGAAGUAUCCUGACAUUUGGAGUUGUUUUGAAUGCAUAUAGCUCGCUACAUAUCUGUCACUUUAAGGGUAAUUCUUUUCUCUGUCAAAACCGUUGCAAUAAUGUCUCUUUCUUUGGGUAGAGGGGUUUUCAAGAGUUCCAAAUUACGUUGUUUAUAGGUGUCAUUAGUAUAUCAAGUGGUAAUGAGAUUACGCUAUCU
Messenger RNA from Brassica oleracea var. oleracea, 969 nucleotides. RefSeq lists its product as uncharacterized. The record is from RefSeq and is a predicted model, not a curated record. The transcript has 5 exons. Gene Ontology annotation, molecular function: protein binding. Bases 63 to 773 code for a protein of 236 amino acids. NCBI's taxonomy places the organism in Eukaryota, Viridiplantae, Streptophyta, Magnoliopsida, Brassicales, Brassicaceae.